GUUAGGUGUGGGGGCUGCGCGGGUGUGCGGGAGGCCGGGCGGUGAUCUGGGUCUGGCUUGGGGGGGGCCCUCCUUUUCUUGGCGGGGACUGGGUGUGUGGUCCCACUUCCCGUUAUGUACGGAGGCAGAAGGAAAGGGCUCCGUCCCUCUCGGUGCCAUGUCUUCGGUGCCGGCGGCUUCCCGUUCGCCGGUUCUAUCCUCAAACGCCGAGACACGGGUGUCCCAGCAGGGCAGGUCCAGCGUCCCCCUCCGCCCGCCCCCCGCAGGAUGCUCACGCUGUCUUAUUUGGUUUCAGGUCUGCGGACGCCUCCCCAAGAGCGAGAGCUGACGUUUUUCCUCCUCUCUUCCAUUUACUGUUGCAAUCAAUAAAGGCCGUUUGUACCGUAGUAGGGCUGUGUCCGGGUUCUUUUACAGCGGGCUGAGAGCUCGGGGAAGUUGUACGCGUUCUUCAGCGGCGCGGAAUUUAGAGACUCCUUUGGACCUCAGGCCCGGGUUAGGGUGCCGGCGACGAUUCGCGUAAGGUUCUCUGGCCGACCCUGCGGGGACCUGCACAUGGCUGCGCUGAGCCGAACGCUUCAAGUACCUGCUCUAGUGGUGCGGGCGCGCCGAGCCUUGGCGGGCUCCCUGGCCGGUAGUUGCUUGGCUGACCGCCGCCUCUGGGAUCGGCUCCAUGCCCAGCCGCGUCCAGGCAGUGUCCCCACCUUCGACUGGUUCUUUGGCUAUGAGGAAAUCGAGGGACUGCUACUUCCACUGCUGCAGGAGGCACGGGCUGCCUGCCUACUGCGGGUGCUGGAUGUGGGCUGUGGAACCUCAAGCCUGUGCACAGGCCUCUACACCAAGUCCCCACACCCCGUGGAUGUGCUAGGGGUGGACUUUUCUCCCGUGGCUGUGGCCCACAUGAACAGCAUUCUGGAGGGCCAAGGCCAAACCCUCCUAUGCCCUGGGCACCCUGCAUCCCGUCUCCGCUUCAUGCAGGCUGAUGCCCAGAAUCUGGAGACGGUGGCUCCCUCAGGCUCCUUCCAACUAGUGCUGGACAAGGGCACCUGGGACGCUGUUGCCAGGGGUGGUCUGCCUGGGACUUACCAGCUGUUAUCAGAAUGCCUGAGAGUCCUAAGCCCCCAGGGGACCCUGAUUCAAUUCUCAGAUGAGGAUCCUGACGUGCGUCUGCCCUGCCUGGAGCAAAGAUCCCAUGGCUGGACUGUGACUGUGCAGGAGUUAGGCCCUUUCAAGGGCAUUACCUACUUUGCUUACUUGGUUAAAGGCUCUCAUUAAAGAUAUUUUAGUCCGACCUUAGUGUUUUCUGUUGGGCAAGAAGAAGGU
Molecule: messenger RNA, 1320 nt
Organism: Castor canadensis (American beaver)
Lineage: Eukaryota; Metazoa; Chordata; Mammalia; Rodentia; Castoridae
Gene: Cskmt
Product: citrate synthase lysine methyltransferase
Source: RefSeq, a predicted model, not a curated record